This is a messenger RNA of Clarias gariepinus (North African catfish), 4510 nucleotides long. RefSeq names its product transmembrane O-mannosyltransferase targeting cadherins 4 (gene tmtc4). Gene Ontology annotation, molecular function: protein binding; mannosyltransferase activity. The transcript is spliced from 18 exons. NCBI's taxonomy places the organism in Eukaryota, Metazoa, Chordata, Actinopteri, Siluriformes, Clariidae. Gene Ontology annotation, cellular component: endoplasmic reticulum. The record is from RefSeq and is a predicted model, not a curated record. Bases 391 to 2619 code for a protein of 742 amino acids. Gene Ontology annotation, biological process: protein O-linked glycosylation via mannose; endoplasmic reticulum unfolded protein response.
UUCUGCUAGCGAUUAGCCACACGUCUGCUCUGCAUAUAAAUGGUUGUGUUGCUGACUUGUACAUGUAAAAGCGGUGUGUACGAGUUAAGUUGUGUACUCGGGUCACACACCGUGUGUUUUUAUACCGCCGUCUGAAAAAGCAUGAUGCGCUCGCUGGUGCCUUUGCAGACACGUUUACAGUGCCAUUGAGCUGAAUGUGUUUGUGUGGAGCGUUAUGGGAGUGUGUUGUGUUGUGAUGUGUGUCUACAGCUAACACACUGUUACACCCAGUCACCUGGUUGUGUAGCGCGAGCUCUUCCCUGUGCUCUGUUACACACAUCUGUGCUCUGACAUGUAGAGUGUGUGCAGUAAGUAGAUGCAGAGACAGUGAGAGCAGCAGUGGCAGUUACAAUGGUGCUGUGCGAACCGCACUGGGAUCAACACAUCCCCUGGCCAAAGAUCCAAGCUCUGCAGUCCCGCCUGCUGGUGGCCUCGGUGGCCUUGAUUUGCUUCAUAAACAGCUACGAUGGAGACUUUGUCUUUGAUGAUUCAGAAGCUAUAAUCAACAACAAGGACUUAAACCCAGCAACUCCUCUAAGUAACAUCUGGAAAAAUGACUUCUGGGGAAGCAACUUGAGCAGCAACUCCAGCCACAAAUCCUACCGGCCGCUGACUGUUCUCACCUUUAGGCUUAACUACCUCUUGGCUGGUGGUCUGCAUCCGGUGGGCUUCCAUGUGCUUAACAUCGGCUUCCACUGUGUUAUCUCGGCGUUAAUGAUCGAUGUCUUCGCAGUAUUAAUUGCUGGUUUGGGCUGCGAUGGGAAAGCCAUGGGAAAGAGACUUGCACAGUUUCCGAAGGCAUCUGUCUUGGCUGCACUCUUUUUUGCUGCACACCCGGUUCACACAGAAAGUGUGGCUGGCAUUGUGGGCCGGGCAGACCUCUUAUGUGCCCUGUUUUUCCAGCUCUCCUUCCUUUCAUAUUGUAGAGCAUUUCAGGCUGGUGACAAAACUGAAAGAUUCUCAAUGUCAUGGAUAAUAGUCAGCCUUUUGCUCUGUGCUGUGGCUAUGCUAUGUAAAGAACAAGGAAUUACUGUUUUGGGAGUGAAUGCUUCAUUUGAUAUCCUUGUGAUCUGCGAUGUGAAUAUCUAUGACCUGACUCGCAGACUUCUAGUGGCAAAGAAAGCUACAGAUGUUAUUGAGAAGGUCAGAAAUGGACUGCUGGUGAGACUGGCCCUGCUGCUUUUGGGAGGCUCCUUGCUUUUGUUUGCGAGGUGGAAGAUUAUGGGUACAGGCCCCCCAGCCUUCACUGAAGUAGACAACCCAGCUUCCUUUGCCGAAAAUCUGUUUUUUAGGAUUGUGAACUAUAAUUACUACUACUCCUUGAAUGCAUGGCUGCUGCUGUGUCCCUGGUGGCUGUGUUUUGAUUGGUCAAUGGGCUGUGUACCUCUUAUUAAAUCAGCCGGUGACUGGAGAAUCGUCUGGCUGCUGCUGCUGUGGGCCUGCUUGAUUGGCUUGAUAAGGCAAGCUCUGUGCUCCCCAGACAGCAGCGAGAGAAGGACUUUGACUUUUGGUUUAGUGCUGCUGGUCAUUCCCUUCCUGCCAGCCAGUAAUCUGUUCUUUCGUGUUGGCUUUGUGAUAGCUGAGCGUGUCCUAUACCUCUCCACUGCUGGUUACUGCCUCAUCCUGGCCUACGCAGUGGCUUAUUGCUGUGGUCGCUGGAGGAGACCCAAGAAGCUGCUGCAGGCAGCCACAUUGGCCCUGCUGGGUAUCAAUGUGGCACGCUGCGCCCUGCGCAGUCAGCAAUGGAGGACUGAGCAGAGCCUUUUCACUAGUGCCUUGUCUGUCUGCCCACUGAAUGCCAAGGUUCAUUAUAAUGUUGGCAAAAACCUCGCUGACCGAGGCAACCAGAGUGCUGCAAUCAAGUACUACAGGGAAGCUGUGAGGUUACACCCAAAAUAUGUCCAUGCCAUGAACAAUCUGGGAAAUAUACUGAAAGAGAGAAACGAGCUGCGGGAGGCAGAAGACGUACUGUCUGCAGCUGUUCUCAUCCAGCCAGAUUUUGCUGCUGCUUGGAUGAAUCUGGGAAUUGUGCAGAACAGUUUAAAAAAAUACGAUGAGGCCGAGAAAAGCUACUGGAACGCUAUUAAAUUCAGGAAGAAGUAUCCAGAUUGCUACUACAAUUUGGGUCGACUGUAUGCCGAUCAGAAUCGUCAUGUGGAUGCUCUGAAUGCUUGGAAGAAUGCCACCAUGUUGAAGCCUGAUCACAGCCUGGCGUGGAAUAACAUGGUUAUACUACUGGAUAACACUGGUAAUUUGGCCCAAGCAGAGAUGAUAGGAAAAGAGGCUUUGAAGAUACUACCUAAAGACCACACAAUCAUGUUUUCAUUAGCCAAUGUGCUGGGCAAGCAGCAGAAAUACAAGGAGUCGGAAGGUUUCUUUCUAAAUGCACUGAAGAUCAAUCCCAAUGCUGCCAGUUGCCAUGGCAAUCUUGCUGUUCUGUACCACCGCUGGGGGAAGCUGGAAUUGGCUAAGAGGCAUUAUGAGCUUGCUUUAAAACUGGAUCCCAGUGCUCCAGGGACCAAGGAAAACUACAACAUGCUGAAACGCAAGUUAGAGCAGCAGCAAAGGCCAGCUGGUUAAAUUGGGCUUUGAUAUUAAAUGUCACGAAUGCCACAUUUGUGUGACGUCCAUGCCAAGAAUCCGAUUAAAGAGACUGUCCCCGUUUAUAGUGUGUUCUUUUGUAUGGAAACAAAAUAAUGAUAUAAAUGAGGAUGAGAGGUGUCGACUCAGUGACGCGUGUUCGAAGGUCAGAACUGUGGCUUUGUAGCAGAAUAAAGUUCUUGUCUUACAUGUGGCCCUUGGUGUUAAGGAAUGUGGAACAUAUCCACCAUCUUUUAUUCGUGUCUUUCAUCUUGGACACUAUGUUAUGUCAGCUGGCUCUCUAUUUAUUAGUCUAUUUGACUUUGUAAUUGUUGAGCAUGUUCCCAUUGGCCAUUGAUCAAGAAUGUGCUAGUCAAACUGACAAAUUGCAUUUUAAAACCUCAGUAACCAAGAUUAAGUCACAUAGCUGGGAGAUUAUUAUUGGUUUUUGUUAGUGUGCACAUUCCAGAGUGUCAUAGUAAUGUUUUGGUGAGUAUGGAUCAUAACUCUUAAUUCCCUUCAAAUCUGUAGUUAAUGUAAGAAAGGUGUUUUGCAAGUGUGCAUCGUUGAUUGUUGCAAGAGCCAACAGGAUCACUCCAAGCAGGAAGCCAGCAGCAAUGGCAGAAAAGAAAACAGCACAGCAUGGAGCAGAUGCUUCAAAGGAGGCUGGACGCCAUCCCCAAGGGGCAUUUCACACGUGCUGGCUCUUCUUAAAAGUUAGUGCUGAGUGAAGGCUGACCUCAGGACAAAACUUCAGUCAACAAGUCUGCUCCUCAGGUUGAAAGUUCAGCACACUUCUAUUUUUUCACCUGCUUACUCCUACCGCCAGGGAACAUUUGAAGAGCAUUGCUGGUCCUGCAAAUACGUUAUCGGAUGAGAGCUUGGUUUGCUUUAACAGCAUGAACUACAGGUGUUUAAGGUACAAUUCAGAAAUGGUUUCAAUUAUAAUAUAGAAAAAAAGAAGAAAUGUAUCUCACAGUACUGAGUAUAAUUCUAUAUAGAAAUUUACAAUAAUACAGAUAUUUUUGGGAUACAUAUUUGAUUGGUUGAUCUCACUUCAGUUGGACAUCUCACUGUUUGUAUCACUCCAUUUGUCUGUGUUUGCCAUACAAGUUCCACUACCUAGUUUAAGACUGUAAUUGUUUGUGGCAUUAUCAGUGAACAUGGCAAACAAUGUUUUUUUUUUAUGUUUUUUUUUAAAUCUUUGAUUUAAAAUGUGAACACUUGUCAGAUAAAGAAAAACAAAUAAAGAAUAUGGGAAACCAAUUUUAGCAGAAACAACUUUAAUGAGAAGGUCUAAAUCAAAGUGAGCUAGGUGGCAUAUAGCUUUUUCAUGCUACCUUUAAAAACAUAGAAGCCAAAAUAAGUGUGUGUGUGUGUGUGUAGAUAAUGUCUGAAAUGUACUAAAUAUCCCAAUUUUCUGUUUAUACAACCAAUAUUGUACUCACAAUCAUGCUGUUGCAUGGCUGUAAUUAACUACAGCACGUCACAGGGAUGUGCAGGACCAGUUUAUCUUGUCAGAAACUUUCUUUAUAGCUGAGGUUAAAUCUUCUGGCAGAGGAAACUAUGGUUAGGAGUUUAUAAAUCCUGGUAUUUUGUAGCAUUCAUGCCACAAAAGACUGUUAACCACCAGCCAUAAAGCAAUUACACAAAAUCAAUUAUCGAGCAUUAUAGUGUACAAUACUGUACAAUGCAUGUUCUAUGCAGUCUUCUUUUUAUCCUAAUCGUGUGUCCCCAGUUGUGCUUAGUGCUAUUUUUAACUGAUUAGAUUCCUUAUUUGUGUGGUCAACGACAAUCUGCAUAUGUGUGUGUAAAGCUAUUGUGGUUUUCCCCCCAUAAAAAAAUCAUUUGAUUUUGACACAUUUUCAUGAAUAAAAAUAAUUUAAACACU